Molecule: messenger RNA, 990 nt
Organism: Hipposideros armiger (great roundleaf bat)
Lineage: Eukaryota; Metazoa; Chordata; Mammalia; Chiroptera; Hipposideridae
Gene: TAS2R39
Product: taste 2 receptor member 39
Exons: 1
Coding region: 43-990 (315 amino acids)
Biological process (GO): G protein-coupled receptor signaling pathway; sensory perception of taste; detection of chemical stimulus involved in sensory perception of bitter taste
Cellular component (GO): membrane
Molecular function (GO): G protein-coupled receptor activity; bitter taste receptor activity
Source: RefSeq, a predicted model, not a curated record
AGACAGUUCCCUCCAGACACCAAAGAGGAGUAACCACUCAGGAUGACUGAAACCUGCGGUCCUCCAGAAGAUGAGCUGUCACUGUUUCAUGUCAUUUUAAUUUACAUGAUCGUAGGCACUGAAUGCAUCAUUGGUAUCGCUGCAAAUGGGUUCAUCGUGGCUGUCAAUGCGGCUGAGUGGAUGCGGAACAAGGCAGUUUCCACAAGUGGCAGGAUCCUGUUCUUCCUGAGCGCAUCCAGACUGGUUCUUCAAAGCUUCAUGAUGGUAGAAAUUACCAUCAGCUCAACAACUCCUCGCCUUUAUCAUGAAGGUGUUGUGUAUGAUACAUUCAAAGUAAGUCUCAUGUUCUUAAAUUCUUGUAGCCUCUGGUUUGGUGCCUGGCUCGGUUUCUUCUACUUCGUGAAGAUUGCUGAUUUCUCCUACUCUCUUUUCCUCAAGCUGAAGUGGAGAAUUACUGGGUUGAUGCCAUGGCUCCUGUGGCUAUCAGUAUUUAUUUCCAUGGGCCACAGUGCCAUCUUCUUCAAUGAGACCUACAUUACCUAUUGUAACAAUUCUUUUCCCAUCCACUCGUCCAGCUCCACCAAGAAAAAAUACGUCACUAAGACCAGUGUGGUCAACCUGGCUCUCCUCUAUAACCUGGGGGUCUUCGUUCCUCUGACCAUGUUCACCCUGGCGGCCACUCUGCUGAUCAUCUCUCUCAAGAGACACACCCUCCACAUGGGAAGCAAUGCCACUGGCUCCAGGGACCCCAGCAUGGAGGCCCACUUGGGGGCCAUCAAGUCCAUCAGCUAUUUUCUCUUUCUCUACAUUUUCAAUGCAGUUGCUCUAUUUCUCUUUAUGUCCCACACCUUUCAUGCCAACAGUCCCUGGAAUAUUUUGUGCAAAGUCAUCAUGGCUGCCUACCCUGCUGGUCACUCCAUUCUACUGAUUCAGGACAACCCUGGACUGAGGAGAGCCUGGAAGCGGCUUCAGCCUCUAAUUCAUCUUUAA